This is a messenger RNA of Xiphophorus hellerii (green swordtail), 1280 nucleotides long. RefSeq names its product transmembrane channel-like protein 6. The record is from RefSeq and is a predicted model, not a curated record. NCBI's taxonomy places the organism in Eukaryota, Metazoa, Chordata, Actinopteri, Cyprinodontiformes, Poeciliidae. Gene Ontology annotation, cellular component: plasma membrane. The transcript is spliced from 9 exons. Gene Ontology annotation, molecular function: mechanosensitive monoatomic ion channel activity. The coding region runs from base 1 to 585 and encodes 194 amino acids.
AUGGAGGCUUGGGUGUUGUUUGCUCCUCUCCUCCCCGCUGUCCAAAUUGCAAAACUGUUUGUGCUGUUUUACAUGAAGAAGAACAGCCUGAUGCUCAACUGUCAGGCAUCUAAAAAGCCCUGGAGGGCAACUCACAUGACAACAGCAUUCAUUACUCUCUUGUUCUUCCCCUCAUUUCUUGGUGCUGCUGUUUUUGUUGCAUAUACAGUUUGGAUAAUCAAACCAUCAUCAGGAUGUGGCCCUUUCAGGAACCUAACCAGUAUGUUGGAAUCCGUGAAGCUGUGGGCUGAGAGGAUGAAGGACCAUCACCAAAUUCUUUCUUGGCUCAUUCGAGCUUACAAUGCUUUCACAGAUAACCCGAUCUUCUUGUUCAUGCCCUCUGGCCUAUUUCUACUGUUGAUAUAUUUCCGUAUUCAGGUAGUAGAUGGCCAAAGGAGAAUCAUCAGACAGUUAGACAAGCAAAUUGACGAUAUAUCGGUGAGGGAGCACCUAAAAAAGGAGUUUUCAUUGAGCUCCCAAAACAAUACUUGGCUGUCUUGUCCAAAUUCUAUGAUUUGGAUCAUGGCUUGUUCAUCACAGACCUAAAUCCCUUUAUAAAUGAAGGUUAUGUAGCUGCCUAUUUUAAACCUUUUGGAUGUGUCACAAUGUGCAAGAUCAAGAAUAGUCCCGGCUCUUCAAAGGAUAGACUGGCCUAUGUGAGGUUUUCUACCGAAGCUGAAGCAGACCAAGCAGACUGGGCUGGUCCUCACUUUAUAGGAGGGACAGAAUGUAAAGUAAGACGGGUUGUCAGUCCAAAGGUCGAAGGCGAGUCAGAUGGUGUGCCCACUCAAGUGCAAAUUAAACCUUCACUUCGCCGUCCAAUGGGCCUGGGCUACAUGCUGGAAGAUCCUCAGUGGUUAGAUGAAGAAGGGAAUGAACAAUCCAACCAAUUUUAAGAUGUAUUGUUUUUAGAAGACCUAAAACAGAGACUUCGAAAAGUUGUAUGUUGUCAAAAUAACCUGUAAAUGCUUCCUAAUCUGCCAUCAGGUCUAUUAUGUUACGGAGACAUAACACUUCAAAAAUCAUUCCCCUUUUGCUUUGAUAUGCCUGUUAAUGGGUAAAUAUUUUGCCCAAAUGUAUGUUGUUAUCAAUAAUAGAAGAGCCUACACAGUACUUUUUAAACAAGUCAAACUCCUAUAUACUACUAAAUGUCAAACAGCUUUGAUUUUAAAAAUAACUGUACUUUUGAACCACAUUUUUUUGUUUCUAACAAUAAACAUACUUAAACUAAAUUGAAUUUA